AUGAAUUCAAAUUUUUCCUUCCCUUUUGAACCCUACGAUAUUCAAGUAAAAUUUAUGACUGAGUUGUAUUCGACAAUUGAAAGCAAAAAACUUGGAAUAUUCGAAAGUCCAACAGGAACGGGUAAAUCACUCAGUAUUUGUUGUGGAUCGCUACAGUGGCUUAGAGAUACAAAUAAAAAGAUUGAAGAAGAUUUAAUUAAAAAUAUAGAAGAUCUUAAGUAUCAGAUAGCAAAUACUACAGGUUCUGAUGAUUGGCUUCAAGACGAAUAUAAUAAAAUACAGAAAAAUCAGCUGUUGUUACAAUUACAAAACAAACUUUCCAGAAUAAAAAAAAUGCAGGAGGAAUUCCAGGAAUUGAAAAACAAGGUAGCAAAACAAAAUGCACAAAGUAAUAAAAUUGAUAGCUUCUUCAUAAAGCAGAAUAAAGUUGAAAAAUCUGAUAUAAAUGAAGAGAAUUUGGUUGAUGAUGAUCUGAUUGUGGAAAUUGAAAAUAAUGAAGAUGAUUCCGAUGAUGAGCCGCCUUUGGAAGAUGUUGAAGACAGUUUUACAAAGAUUUACAUCAGCAGUAGAACACAUAGUCAGCUAUCCCAAUUCAUUGGUGAAAUUAAAAGGACUAUUUUUAAUAGGGGUACAAAAGUAGUAACACUCGCCUCUCGACAACAUUACUGUAUAAACUCUGAAGUGAAUAGAUUGAAAAAUGUUAGUCUCAUUAAUGAAAGGUGUUUAGAAAUGCAGAAAUCUAAAACUAAAUCCACAGCAAAAGAUGAUGAAGGAAAAGUUGUGAAGAAAAGUAAAACCAAGGCCUGUUCAGCCUGCCCAUACUACAAUCAGAAUAAUAUAAAAAGAUUAAAGGAGAAAGUGCUCGUUGAAGUUAUGGAUAUGGAAGAAAUUGUCAAAAGUGGAAAACAAAUGAAAGCAUGCCCUUAUUAUGCUUCAAGAAUGGCUUUAGAAGAUGCAGAGGUUGCUUUGAUCAGUCAUGCUGGUAUUGUAAGUCAUGGAGCGAGAACAGGUGUAUCAAUAAAGUUACAAAAUAAUAUAUUAAUAAUGGAUGAAGCUCAUGGACUAUCAGCGGCUUUGGAAAAUGCACAUUCUGCACCAGUUUCACAUAAACAAUUAUCAUGUGUUAAAACCUUCUUGGAGUUUUACAUCAAUAAAUACAGAUCAUUAUUGAGCAGUAAGAAUUUGUUACAGUUGAAUCAAAUUAAUUUUGUUGUGGGGAAACUGAUAGGUAUGGUACGUCCAAAAUUAAAUGAUAAAGAUGGUUCAAAAAUAUAUACAUUAGAAGAUUUUGUCAUAGAGGCUGAAAUAGAUCACCUUCAUUUACACCCUCUAGUUGAGUUUUGUAGAAAUGUUAGAUUGGCACCAAAAUUGCAUGGAUUUUCUAUGAGGUACAGUCAACAAACUCUAGAGGAUGAAAAUAAAAAGGAUACCAAUAAAAAAGGUUCCUUUAAGGAUUUUUUAAGCAGCAUAUCUAAAAAGAAGACACAAAAUGAUAGUUUGAAAUGUGUUCCUUUAGAUGUUCCUAAAAGUAAUGGAAAUACAAAUUUAGAGGCCUCACCAUCUGAGAUAUCUGCAGGCAGUAGUUUAUAUGCAAUAUUAGAUUUCUUAGAAAGACUUUGUGAUCGCAGCGAAAAUGGUCGAGUCUUAACUCAGAGUGAUUCUGGCCUUCUGAAAUAUCUACUGUUAAAUCCCGCUGAACAUUUCGCUGAUGUAGUUAGCCAGUGUCGAUCAGUAAUUUUAGCAGGAGGUACAAUGGAGCCUAUAAGUGAAUUCCAAGCUCUCCUAGCUUGUGAUAAAACACAAUUGGAUAGAGUAAAUGUUGUUAAGUGUGGACAUGUUGUGCCAGCUGAUAAUGUUUUAGGAAUAUGUCUAUCAAAAGGUCCAUCUAAGCUUAAUUUAAAUUUCUCAUAUGAAAACAGAUCCUCAUUUGAGUUAUUAAAUGAAAUCGGUCGCAUUUUGAGAAAUGUUUGUAACGUCGUACCAGACGGCGUUGUAUGUUUUUUGCCAUCGUAUUCAUUUCAACAAACUUUGUAUGAACAUUUAAAUAGUACGGGUGUAUUGGAAUCUGUGAGCAAAAAGAAGAUAAUAUUUAGAGAGCCUAAAUCAGCCUCGGAAGUUGAACAGGUGUUACAAAAAUAUUCUGCAGCUGUUAAAAAUAAAGUAGAUGAUAUCAACGGCGCGCUCAUGUUGAGUGUAGUUGGAGGGAAAUUAAGUGAAGGUUUAAAUUUCAGCGAUGAAUUAGGUCGAUGCGUAUUAGUGGUUGGAAUGCCAUAUCCAAAUAUAAAGUCCUUGGAGCUUCAAGAAAAGAUGAAAUAUUUGAAUAAAUCAACUCCUGGUUCGGGAAGCGUAUAUUACGAAAACCUUUGUAUGAAAGCAGUGAAUCAGUGUAUUGGUAGAGCCGUCAGACAUGCAAAUGAUUACGCCUGCGUCAUUUUAGUGGAUGAACGGUAUUCUAGAUCUCAAACAAUAGCAGCAUUGCCAUCCUUUGUACAGAAAUCUUUAAUUUCGGAUUGCACAUUUGGACAGGCAAUGGGCAGUAUAGCAAAGUUCUUUGCUAGACACAAAACGAAAAAUAAUGCUAACAAAUGA
This is a messenger RNA of Danaus chrysippus (African queen), 2589 nucleotides long. The record is from the annotation of a GenBank genome assembly. Lineage: Eukaryota; Metazoa; Arthropoda; Insecta; Lepidoptera; Nymphalidae.